GCGCAGUAGAGGUGUAGCGUUUGGGCUAAAAACGAAGCCCGCGCCAGAGUAUCUAUCUUUCAAGUAUUCGCCUCCGAAUAAUUUAAACCUACUUCGGUAUAAUGGACAGAGAUAGCACCUUUCUCGCGGGUGGCGUGCGAUCCUAAGAAAGAGCAGAAUGCGGCCGUGCCCCACCUUCCUGCUGGUGCUGCUGCGCUGGGUGCGGUUGCGCAUGUGCGCCAGACGGUGGCGCUACAGCAAUGGCAACAACAGUAGACUACCUCUGUGUGUGAGACAGAGAUGGGCCUACCUCAAACUGAUGGUUAACUCACUCUAUUACAACUCCCUCACCAACUCUGAUGUCGUCAUGGACUCACUGAUGGAACCCAUCUUCUGGAUGGUGGACCUACUUACCCGCUGGUUCGGGGCGGUGUUUGUCUGUCUGGUGGUGAUACUGACCAGUUCUAUCCUGCUGAUAGCCUACGUGGGUCUGCUGCCCCUGAUUCUCAACACCUACUCUCCACCCUGGAUAGUCUGGCACAUCGGUUAUGGACACUGGAACCUCAUCAUGAUUGUCUUCCACUACUAUAAAGCCACCAAGACCUCCCCAGGAUACCCCCCUACGGUAAAGAAUGACAUUCCGUUUGUGUCCGUGUGUAAGAAGUGUAUCAUCCCCAAACCAGCCAGGACUCACCACUGUGGAAUCUGCAACACGUGCAUUCUGAAAAUGGAUCAUCAUUGUCCGUGGCUGAAUAACUGUGUUGGCCAUUUUAACCAGCGCUACUUCUUCUGCUUCUGUCUCUCCAUGACCCUGGGCUGUGUCUACUGCAGCAUCAGUGGCCGGAACCUCUUCCUAGAUGCUUAUAGUGCUAUAGAGCGCUUCAAACACAUGGACUUGGAUAAAUCAGGUGUCCCGGUGACAGGAAUGGGGCAACUCAUAGGAAUCUUACCUCCUGGGCAGGUAAGCACCUACCAGACCCCUCCUCCUCCCUACACGUUCAGAGACAAGAUGUUCCACAAGAGUAUAAUCUACAUGUGGGUAUUAACUAGCACGGUGGCCGUAGCUCUGGGGGGGCUGACUAUCUGGCACGCAGUGCUGAUAUCCCGAGGAGAGACCAGCAUAGAGAGACACAUCAACAGCAAGGAGGCCGAACGCAUGGCCAAACAUGGCAAGGUGUACAAGAACCCCUUUAACUAUGGCAGACUAAACAAUUGGAAAGUCUUCUUUGGUGUGGAGAAGAGAAGUCAUUGGCUGACGCGAGUCCUCCUGCCCUCUGGACAUGCCCCCUAUGGGAACGGCCUGACCUGGGACAUCUGUCCAAUCAGAAAAGACAUGAUUCCCGUCUGAGCCAAAUACAAAAUAACUGACUUGAGACAUCUACCCAAUGAAGAAAUACCUGAUGGCUGUCUGACCCCUGACCACACAGACUCUGUCGCCCCUGUUCCCUACAGGUGCUGAAGACCGAUGACCAGGUUAUAUAGAUGAGAAGUGGAGUUCUGAGCUGGAGAGUGAGAACUACAGGGAUGGCCAGCAGGGAAGAGAUGGGGAAUGUUUGCAGCGCCCAAGUGAAACAAACCUGGUCAUUUCCAUGUAAAAGGACCCAUGAGCACCAACAUGUGAAGUUCAUAGGAGCAUGUCAAAUUGGGUGUCAAUAUUUUUGAGAAAUUAAUGCAUAUAUACAGUUGAAGUCAGAAGUUUACAUACACUUAGACUGGAGUCACUUAAACUUGUUUUUCAACCACUCCACAAGUUUCUUGUUAACAAACUAUAGUUUUGGCAAGUCGGUUAGGACAUCUACUUUGUGCAUGACACAGGUAACUAUCACAAUUCCAGUGGGUCAGAAGUUUACAUACACUAAGUUGACUGUGCCUUUAAACAGCUUGGAAAAUUCCAGAAAAUGUCAUGGCUUUAGAAGCUUCUGAUGGGCUAAUAUACAACAUUUCAGUCAUUUGGAGGUGUACCUGUGGAUUUAUUUCAAGGACUACCUUCAAACUCAGUGCCUCUUUGCUUGACAUCAUGGUGAAAUCAGCCAAGACCUCAUAAAAAAAUUGUAGACCUCCACAAGUCUGGUUCAUCCUUGGGAGCAAUUUCCAAACGCCUGAAGGUACCACGUUCAUCUGUACAAACAAUAGUAUGCAAGUAUAAACACCAUGGUACCACGCAGCCGUCAUGCAUCUCAGGAAGGAGACUCAUUCCGUGUCCUAGAGGUGAACGUAUUUUGGUGCGAAAUGUGCAAAUCAAUCCCAGAACAACAGCAAAGGACCUUGUGAAGAUGCUGGAGGAAACGGGUACAAAAGUAUCUAUAUCCACAGUAAAACGAGACCUAUAUCGACAUAACCUGAAAGGCCGCUCGGCAAGGAAGAAGCCACUGCUCCAAAACCACCAUAAAGCCAGACUACGGUUUGCAACUGCACAUGGGGACAAAGAUCGUACUGAUGAAUCAAAAAUAGAACUGUUUGGCUAUAAUGACCAUCGUUAUGCUUGGAGGAAAAAGGGGGAGUCUUGCAAGCCGAAGAACACCACCCCAACCGUGAAGCACGGGGGUGGCAGCAUCAUGUUGUGGGGGUGCUUUCCUGCAGGAGGGACUGGUGCACUUCACAAAAUAGAUAGCAUCAUGAGGAAGGAGAAUGAUGUGGAUAUAUUGAAGCAUCAUCUCAAGACAUCAGUCUGGAAGUUAAAGCUUGGUCGCAAAUGGGUCUUUCAAAUGGACGAUGACCCCAAGCAUACAUCCAAAGUUGUGGCAAAAUGGCUUAAGGACAGACAACAAAGUCAAGGUAUUGGAGUGGCCAUUACAAAGCCCUGACCUCAAUCGCAUAGAAAAGUUGUGAGCAGAACUGAAAAAGUCCGUUACACCAGCUCUGUCAGGAGGAAAGGCCAAAAUUCACCUUGUUUAACUUGUUGUGGGAAGCUUGUGGAAGGCUACCUGAAAUGUUUGACCCAAGUUAAACAAUAUAAAUGCAAUGCUACCAAAUACUAAUUGAGUGUAUGUGAGCUUCUGACCAACUGGAAUUGUGAUGAAAUAAAUAAAAGCUGAAAUAAAUCAUUCUCUACUAUUAUUCUAACAUUUCACAUUCUUAAAUUAAAGUGGUGAUCCUAAUUGACUUAAGACAGGGACUUUUUUACUAGGAUUAAAUGUCAGGAAUUGUGAAAAACAGAGUUGAAAUAUAUUUGGCUACGGUGUAUUUAAACUUCCGACUUCAACUGUAAAUGUUUAAAUGAUUUUACAUCCUAAAAAUGUGGAAUAGGCAAACGCUUUGAUUUUUUGUCAAACAGAUGGAAAAGGAGUCUUGGAAGACAUCUACCAGAAAAAGUCUUAAAAUGUAUUCGAAAUAUAUCAAAAGACAAUACUAUUGAAGUAAAGACCCCUGCCAACUAAUGGCAACACAUUUUAGCUGAACUUUUUCUGCCUUCUGUAAGUUUUAAGAAACAUUGCCUUUUGCCUUGAAAUUCCUUUACCAAAAACCCACAUAUCUUUAAGAUAUUUAAAACAUUUCUCAUUUACUUGUUACUCCUUCCAGAAGUAACAAGUAAAAGUAGAACUAUCAAUUAGUGAUAUUGUUUUUACUUAAUGAAUUAAGGUAUUAAAACUUUUAAUUCUGUUACCAAAUUGCAAUUGAAUUGGCUACAAUGGGAAAUCAUAGUAUUCACAUACCACAGUUGUGUCACCUGCUACUGUCCUCCCUUCCACUGGCAUACUUUUAUGUUCAGCUUAUAACUGUUUUGUUUUGGUCUUAGACAGAAAUGAAUUGUAACCUCUUAACAGCUUUUACAGACACCUACCCAUGAGUCCUCUCUUUCCAUUUACUGAAACCAGCCUCCUCCUCUACUGAGCAUCGGACGUCCCAUGGACGUAAAAAGUAGUUAAAAUUUGGUUCAAUCUGCCCUGGCCUUGAUUUCAUUGCCCACAGAUGUUUUUUGGUCCGGACCAGCCUUGGUUUCAACAUCCACAAACGUCUGGACCGGCCUUCAUUUGACCCAAACAUAGUGUUUCACAAGUUUGAACAGUACACUACAGUAGAGUAUCGUUCAGUACAUUACAGCACCGUAGGUGAAGUACAGUAAAGUAUACAGCACCAGUCAACGGUUUGGACACACCUACUCUUUCCAGGGUCAACAUUGUAAAAUAAUAGUGAAGACAUCAAAACUAUGAAAUAACACAUGGAAUCAUGUAGUAGCCAGUUGUUAAACAAAUGUAAAUAUAUUAUAUUUGAGAUUCUUUAAAGUAGCCACCCUUUGCUUUGACAGCUUUGCACACUCUUGGCAUUCUCUCAACCAGCUUCACAAGGUAAAUGUUUCACAGAGUUCAAGUAACAGACACUUCUAACAUCAACUGUUCAGAGUAGACUGCAUGAAUCAGACAUUCAUGGUCGGACCACUACUUAAGGACAGUAAUGAGAUGGUCGGACCACUACUAAAGGACAGUAAUGAGAAGAGACUUUCUUGGGCCAAGAAACACGAGCAAUGGACAUUAGACCAGUGGAUAUCUGUCCUUUGGCCUGAUGAAUCCAAAUGUGUGAUUUUCUUUUUUCAGUGAUAUGCCAUCCCAUCUGGUUUUGACUUUGUGGGACUAUCAUUUGUUUUUCAACAGGACAAUGACCCAAAACACACCUCCAGGCUGUGUAAGGUUUAUUUGACCAAGGAGAGUGAUUGAGUGCUGCAUCAGAUGACCUGGCUUCCACAAUCACACGACCGCAACCCAAUUGAUAUGGUUUGGGAUGAGUUGGACCACAGAGUGAAGGAAAAGCAUCCAACAAGUGCUCAGCAUAUGUGGGAACUCAAGAGAGGAAAAGCAGAGUGCCAAGAGUGUGCAAUGCUGUCAUCAAGGCAAAGGGUUGCUACUUUGAGGAAUCGAAAAUAUUACAUGAUUCCAUAGGUGUUAUUUCAUAGUUCUGAUGUCUUCAUUAUUAUAAUAAAAAUUAAAGAAAACCCCUUGAAUGAGUAGGUGUGUCCAUAUUCUUUCACUGGUACUGUAGUUCAGUACAGUGAAGAAAAGUAGAGUUCAAAACAAUACACAGUAGAGCACACAAGUUGAGUACACAAAUGACUGUACUGAACUACACUACCGUUCAAAGGUUUGGGGUCAUGUAGAAAUGGUCCAUUAAAAUAACAUAAAAUUCAUCCGAAAUACAGUGUAGACAUUGUUAAUGUUGUAUAUUACUAUUGUAGCUGGAAACAGCUGAUUUUUAAUGGAUAUCUGCAUAGGUGUACAGAGGCCCAUUAUCAGCAACAAUUCUCCUGUGUUUCAAUGGCACGUUGUGUUAGCUAAUCCAAGUUUAUACUUUUUAAAGGCUAAUUGAUCAUUAGAAAACCCUUUUGCAAUUAUGUUAGCACAGCUGACAACUGUUGUGCUGAUUAUAGAAGCAAUAAAAAUAGUCUUGUUUGGUGGCAUAGCUAAUUAAAAUAAUAGCCAAGUAUGCAAAGAAUGAUAUUGCAUAUUUCUACCUUUUGGUCUAACUAUUUAGGAUACAUCACCAUGAACAGAAUUACAUCCAUAAUUUUGCAUUUCUGUGUAGUACAGAUCAGGGACCCAUGAUAAAAUUCUGUUACCAGGUGUAAAUCCACUUCACUUAUUGUAAUUCCAAACUCAAGCUGUUAUCAUAACUGGCACCACAUUCUUUCUGAAGACAUUGAAUCUAGAUAUUUAAACGUUUUUGAAAAUGUGGUCAUGUAAAAAACUGAGGGAGAUUUUAAUGAAAUUAUGUUACCUAAAUUUGCACCUGCACAGUUCUUCCAGUGAAUGUGUUUUUGUAAAAUAUUCAAGUGUAAAUUGUUGAAAGUUGUCCUUGUGCAUAGAUGUGUAUGGUUUGUUAAACUUUGGAAUCAAUGGUUUUUGUUUGGCAUAGAUUUGAAGUGUAAAAUCUGACUCAGCGCAAUUCAGUUUACCGUGGAAUUGCCCCCCUACAAAAUGUUUAGAACCUGGUCCUCUUUAAAAAAAAAUAAAGGGGAGCAGCACACUC
Oncorhynchus keta (chum salmon) is the source of this 5937-nucleotide messenger RNA. RefSeq names its product palmitoyltransferase ZDHHC16A-like. Gene Ontology annotation, cellular component: Golgi apparatus. Bases 158 to 1327 code for a protein of 389 amino acids. Gene Ontology annotation, molecular function: palmitoyltransferase activity. The transcript has 11 exons. The record is from RefSeq and is a predicted model, not a curated record. Gene Ontology annotation, biological process: protein palmitoylation. NCBI's taxonomy places the organism in Eukaryota, Metazoa, Chordata, Actinopteri, Salmoniformes, Salmonidae.